This is a messenger RNA of Camelina sativa (false flax), 1571 nucleotides long. RefSeq lists its product as uncharacterized. NCBI's taxonomy places the organism in Eukaryota, Viridiplantae, Streptophyta, Magnoliopsida, Brassicales, Brassicaceae. Gene Ontology annotation, molecular function: 5'-nucleotidase activity. Gene Ontology annotation, biological process: deoxyribonucleotide catabolic process. The record is from RefSeq and is a predicted model, not a curated record.
UCAAUUGAUAGAGGCCACGGCGUAAACAUAGGAAGAGACGAUCUUAUAGUAGUAAUUAAAAUUAUCCUUUUUUUUUAAUAUUUAUUUUAAAGGUUAGAUUUUUUUUUUUUUUUUUUUUUUUNGGUUUCAAAGUCCCUACCAAUGUGACCAAAGUGCUCCAAUGCAUGAUUAUUACGUUGGAGCCUCUUCAUAGAUUUGCUUUCUCCAAAUUUAUAAUCUUUCUGUCUCUCAGCUUCAAAAGUUUUCAUUUUUAGGGUUUGAUUUUUGCUCUGUUUCAAUUAUUAUUGUUGGAUGGUGUAAAUGUGAGAGAAGGUUUCGUUAUGUUAAAGAGGCAGUCCAACGCCAUUCUCUUCUACAGAAUCGCUAGCUUCGAUUCACAUCAUACCCUAAUGUCUUCUUACACCGAUCCCCUUUUCCUGCGAUCGCUUCACACUCGAUCAAUCUCGAACAGAUUUGGUGGAGAUUUCGUUAAUAGGAUCAAUCCCAUUCGAAUUUACAACAAGAGGGGCUCCUCUUGUAAUGGUUUGUUCAAGGUUAAAGGUGGAGGAGGAAAGCCCAAUGGGUUGUUAACCUUGAGAAGUUGUUUUGAUUCUCAUAAGAAACCUGAUCAAAAGGCUCGAGCUUUAACUCAGCAUCGGCGCCUUCUCCAUGGUUUGGGAUCUGGGCCUGGUGAAGAACGCGGCGGCGGCGGCGGAGGAGGAGCAACCGAGAUAGCGGAUGGUCGUGGUGCAUAUCUGCGUACGAGUUUCCAAGGGAAUGAUAAGAUUGUUGUGGCUGUUGAUAUAGAUGAGGUUCUUGGAAACUUUGUCUCGGCCCUUAACAAAUUCAUUGCGGACCGCUAUUUUUCGAACCAUUCAGUCUCAGAGUACCAUGUCUAUGAGUUCUUCAAGAUAUGGAACUGCUCUCGCAACGAAGCCGACUUACGUGUUCACGAGUUCUUUAAGACACCAUAUUUCAAGAAAGGGAUCCAUCCUCUUCCAGGUGCCCAUAAAACUCUUCACAAGCUAUCAAAAUAUUGCGACAUGUCAGUUGUGACGUCCCGGCAGAAUGCGAUAAAGGAGCACACACUUGAGUGGAUUGAGAUACAUUUCCCGGGACUCUUCCAACAGAUUCAUUUUGGAAACCAUUUUGCUCUUCAUGGAGAGUCAAGACCAAAAUCUGAAAUCUGCAGAUCAUUUGGAGCAGAGAUAUUGAUUGACGAUAACCCGAGAUAUGCAGAGGAAUGCGCUAACAUCGGAAUGAAGGUUCUCCUCUUUGACUAUGAAAAUUCAUACCCUUGGUCUAAGACGGAGUCUGUUGAUAAGCAUCCUUUGGUAACUAGAGUCCAUAAUUGGGAAGAGGUGGAGCAGCAGAUUCUCUCGUUGGUAGUAUCAAAGUGUUGAAAUCAUUUCUGCAACAACAAAUGUUCUUUUGCCAGUGCAAAAAUUAUAGUCUUAAUGUUUGAAAUGAUAGUGUAUUGUAUAAACAAUUAAACAUUGAAAGAAAGCUGAACAAACCCAUAAAGCUUGAUGGGGAAAUAAGUAGCAAACAGAGAUGGCAAUGGAAUUAGCUUUAACUGUCCCUUUUUAGCA